Salvia miltiorrhiza (redroot sage) is the source of this 1223-nucleotide messenger RNA. RefSeq names its product blue copper protein 1a-like. The transcript is spliced from 2 exons. Lineage: Eukaryota; Viridiplantae; Streptophyta; Magnoliopsida; Lamiales; Lamiaceae. Bases 11 to 589 code for a protein of 192 amino acids. Gene Ontology annotation, cellular component: plasma membrane. The record is from RefSeq and is a predicted model, not a curated record. Gene Ontology annotation, molecular function: electron transfer activity.
AAGCCAACAUAUGAUCAUCAAGAAAUCAUCAAGUAUCAACAUUAACCUAGCUAGCUUAUUUCAAUUAAUAAAACGCCUAACUUCAAACUUUUCUGAGAUGGCUCUUAAUGCUCUCUUGUUCGCGGCGAUGAUGGCUGCCGUAGCUGCACCAGCUUUUGGAUCCGACUUCAUUGUUGGAGACGACGCCGGCUGGAAACUCAACGUGAACUACACCGCGUGGGCGCAGGGAAAACAAUUCCACGUCGGAGAUAGGCUGAUUUUCAAGUACACACAAGGAUCUCACAACGUCCAAAGACUGAGCAACGCCGGCGACUUCCAAGGGUGUACGAUAUCUGCUGCAUCUCCUACCGGAAGUGACAUAAUUACCCUUGCUAGCCCGGGCCGGAAGUGGUACGCUUGUGGCGUUUCAGACCACUGUUCGAAAGGGAUGAAACUGGCCAUAAAUGUAAUUUCAGACUUGGCUCCGGCUCCGGCACCAGGAUCCGACCCAAAGAGCCCCGGGAAUUCGGCAGCUAAUGGAUACUCCGGCUUCAUGUCUUGGGCUUGGGCUCUUGCUGCUUUAGUUCUCCACAAAAUUAUCAUCGCCUAAAUACCUGCUCCACAACACAUGCAUGCUCUAUUUUAAUUUGGUGGUUUUUAUAUAUUUUGUACUGUCUGAUAUAAUUGUUCUGAAAUUAUUUUAUUUUUUAAGCUUUCGAAGUUUAUGUUGUUCAGAAUUAUAUUUCGUGUCAACUUGUAUUGGCCUCGUUGCUUGAAGAGUUAUACACGUUAGACGGUUCAACAUAAUUAAAUGCAUGAGUGAAUUUUCUUGAAUUGGUAUUUGUAUAUUGUAUGCAUGGGAACGUGUUUAGAUUUAUUUUUUAUAUAUAAAUUAAAUAUUAAUUCGAUUAUUGUAUAUAUAGAAUAAUAGUAAUAUAUUUUAGCUAUAAUUGACAGCUAAAUACAUAUAAAAAAUUACACAAAUUUUAUGACUAAUAAUUUUACACAGUUUUAAAUUACACAUAUUAAAACUGACAUGGCAUAUCAUAAGUUCAACUUGGACAAAAUGAUCAGUUUAACAAACUACAUCAUAUAGAUCGCACGUUAAAACGUCUUCGUUUUAUGAAAGUAAAUGAAAUAACUCAAUUUUUUUUGCUAUUUGUUCGACUAAAUGUCUCAAAGAAGAACUACAUAUAAUUUGUCAUCUUAUUUUCCUAAGUCAAACAUUAUUAUUUUGCAUAUUA